CAUAGUCCAUAUCAAACUUAUUUUAAUGUUUGACAAACCUACUAUUCCAAAGGCACUCUAAGUGCUAUAAUAUUAUUUUAAUAUAUAACAUCACCAGCCGUGUUUUUUUUUCUUCUUUUUCAUUCCACAAAACGCGGAAACAAGAAUUUUCUCGGAAAAGGAUAACCAAAAGAGGUAAUGAUGUUUAUAUAAUUAAAAGAAAAAAGAAAAAGAAUCAAUUGACCCUACCGAAGAAUAUAUACAUGAUUUAUAUAAACAAAGGAAUGAUGCAUCAUAAACAUUUAAAACUCAGAAUAGGCCUUCAAAAAUCAAGCCACUCUUUGCCAUUUCAAAACGGAAAUAUGCAGAUCCCUUGGAUAGUCAAAUAUCACUAUGCAGCUACGCUCUUCUUCGUUACCGUUGCUCUUACCAAAGUUACCUGUUUUCAGUUCAACUUCCCUUCCUUCCCAGAUGACUCUAAUCUAUUGCUGCUCGGGAGUUCAAGAAUAUUCUUAGAUGCCAUCCAAGUAACCCUUGAUAGUCGUGGUACUAUAGAGAAUUAUUCUGGACGUGCUCUCUACAGAAAGCCAUACCAACUUUGGAACCAAAAUCAAAUAGCUUCCUUCAACACCACUUUUGUGCUCCGAAUCACUCCGGAAACUACUCCUGGUGGUGAAGGCUUGGCCUUUAUCUUAACUUCAGAUAGGACUGUCCCAGAAAACAGUGAUGGACAAUGGAUUGGUAUUGUAAAUGCUACUUCCAAUGGAACUUCACAGCCUGGUAUUCUAGCAGUGGAAUUUGACACAAGACACAAUUUCAAAGAAGAUGGCCCUGACAAUCACGUUGGCAUCAACAUAAACAGCAUCAACUCCAUUCAACAGGUUUCGUUAAUAAAUACUCGGCUCAGUCUAUCUUCAGGCCAAGAUGUCAAAUUUCACAUUCAGUACAUCAAUGACACAAUAUCAGUUUUUUGUGCCAUGAGUGGAACUUCUGAAGAAUCUAUGGAGACCCUAUUGGUAUCUCCACCUCUUAAUUUGUCUUCCUUUCUUCAAAAGGAGGUUUACAUUGGCUUCUCCGCCUCAACAAGUAACUACACGGAGAGGAACUGUGUCAGAUCGUGGGAAUUCAGCGGGGAUGAUAUUAGGGAUGAUGACAAAAGUCUCUUGUGGGUUUAUGUUGCCGUUCCAAUCGUGAUUGUUUCAAUUAUCAUUGGUGGGUUGGCGAUCUUUUUCUUGCGCUGGCAAAAGACUCGCCAUAUGGAGGGGCCAGAAGAUGCAUAUCCAAGGAUAGAGGAUCAGAUUAAAUAUUCCUCUAUGGCUCCGAAGAAGUUUAGGCUAAGGGAACUAACGAAGGCAACUGGUGGAUUCAGCCUUCAAAACAAGCUUGGACAAGGCGGGUUUGGAACUGUGUAUAAGGGGCUACUGGAAAAUAAGGAGGUAGCUGUAAAGAGAGUUUCCAAGAACUCACGCCAAGGGAAGCAAGAGUUUUUGGCAGAAGUGACAACAAUCGGAAGCCUUCACCAUAGAAAUUUGGUGAAACUCACUGGUUGGUGCUAUGAGAAUAGAGAGCUUCUCCUUGUGUACGAGUUCAUGCCUAAUGGAAGCCUAGACAAGUACCUCUUUNGUGACAAAGNUUGUGGUNAUAAUUAUGACUUUGAAGGAGGGUAUNCUAUAACGUUGGACUGGGAAACUAGGNNAAGAGUGAUUCAUGGGGUNGCUCAAGCACUUGACUACCUUCACGAUGGNUGNGAGAGGAGNGUUCUCCACAGAGANAUCAAGGCCAGCAACAUAAUGCUNGACUCAGAUUACAAUGCCAAGCUGGGAGANUUUGGAUUGGCUAGAACAAUUCAGAAGAGAAAUGAAACGCAUCACUCUACAAAAGAGAUUGCAGGCACACCCGGGUACAUGGCCCCAGAAACCUUCCUGACUGGGAGGGCAACGGUGGAGACAGAUGUGUAUGCAUUUGGGGUUCUUGUGUUGGAAGUAGUGUGUGGAAAGAGGCCAUGGAAUGUGUAUGCACAAGAUGACUACGAGAACAGCAUUGUGUAUCGGGUAUGGGAUUUGUAUGGGAAGGGAAAAGUAGUUGGUGCUGUUGAUGGAAGGUUGAAGAAGGAGGAGAUUAUGGAGGAAGAAGUGGACUGCGUUCUUGUUCUUGGCUUGGCUUGUUGCCAUCCAAAUCCACACAAAAGACUAUCCAUGAGAACAGUUCUUCAGGUUCUGAAUGGAGAAGCACCUCCACCUGAAGUGCCUAAGGAAAGACCAGUUUUUAUGUGGCCUGCUAUCCCUCCAUCCUUUAAAGAUGCUGAAGAUAGCUCCCUCAUCCAGGGAACACUCACUCCUUUCACUGAAAUCAUUGGAAGAUGAUGAAAUCGUUUUUUGAAACCUGGGAACUAAUGAAGAUUAUCCUGGUUAGUUGAAGAUUUUGAAGCACUCUUGCAUUCAUAGAUCUUAGGUUUUAUAUGUAAAUACGUAGGCACACAAACUUGUGUAAUUUUUGGCGUCAUUUUAUUUAUGUAUAUAUAUUUAUAGUUGCUUCUCAAUUGUUUUGACUAGAUGCCUAUACGAGCUAAAUUAUAUUUUGCUUGAGAAUAAUGAAAAGUUUUAAGUUUAGGUGAAUAUCUUAUUUUCUUUUUUUAGUUCAUACUCUGAAAAUAAUAUAUUGAAGGACAAACCAACCGGAAGAUUACAAAAGCUCACACGGCUGCAUUUAAGGUUAUUUAUUUGUUUUCCAAUUAUAAUUGUUUGGUUUCUUUUUUUUCUUCAAUUAAAAUUAUUAAUUGUGCCUGUAUGUAAUAAACAAAUCGGAAGGUAUAAGUGAAGAUAUCAUGUUACGGAAUAAAUAUUUUUUUCAGUGUUUCAACUA
Vigna radiata var. radiata (mung bean) is the source of this 2841-nucleotide messenger RNA. RefSeq names its product probable L-type lectin-domain containing receptor kinase S.5. The record is from RefSeq and is a predicted model, not a curated record. Lineage: Eukaryota; Viridiplantae; Streptophyta; Magnoliopsida; Fabales; Fabaceae. Gene Ontology annotation, molecular function: carbohydrate binding; protein kinase activity; ATP binding. Gene Ontology annotation, cellular component: plasma membrane. Gene Ontology annotation, biological process: protein phosphorylation. The transcript has a single exon. The coding region runs from base 243 to 2342 and encodes 699 amino acids.